AUGUCGGAAAAGUUCGAUGCUCACAAGACGAUUCCCGCACUUCAGCAGGCCGACGUACGUGAUCCGAUAACUGACGAAAUGGACAACACAAUGCUGCGCCUGCUGUACACGUUCCGUGCUCGGCACGUAGAGACGGUAAUAAGUCAUUUCUCCGCUCAGUUGCGGGAUUUAGGGACGUUCCUCCAGAUGAGAGCGAAUUCUAUGCUCACCCAAUUUCACCACGUGCUCCUCGAGCGCAGCGCUUACGAAGUCCAGCUGCGCGGCGCUUUGAUCAAGUCGCUAAUGUUCCUGAACUCGACACCGCUGAUGGAUGUUGACACCAUCGAACGUAUGGAGAUUCGUUUCCUCGAAGCCUUCGCUCAGGUCGGCGGCGAUCCGCAGCGCUGGAGACGAAUACAACAAACCGCCGACUACGAUCGUAUGAGUCUCGAUGAGGUUUUAGAGCACUUCAGUCUGCUGUCGGCCACAGUACGCGACCUCAAGCAAGUGAACCUGAAGCUCCAGAUUGAGCUCCAGCAUAAUCUCACAGAUGUGCUCCAGUACUAUAUCACGAGCACGGGAAUUUCGAUUGAAGAAAAAAUCGUCUCCCAGCUCGAGGAUGUUCUCCAAGUCACAUGCAAUGAUCUCGUGACCCUCAUCGACAAAUCGUUCCGGCUCGUGAAGAACGUCAUCGUUGCAGGCGAGCCUAUUCAUGAUCACGCUGCGCUAGAAGAAUCCUCUCUCGUGAUGAACAUCGACGAUUUGGAGCGAGUUCUAUGCAGAUAG
This is a messenger RNA of Galendromus occidentalis (western predatory mite), 765 nucleotides long. RefSeq lists its product as uncharacterized. Lineage: Eukaryota; Metazoa; Arthropoda; Arachnida; Mesostigmata; Phytoseiidae. The coding region runs from base 1 to 765 and encodes 254 amino acids. The transcript has a single exon. The record is from RefSeq and is a predicted model, not a curated record.